This is a messenger RNA of Rubroshorea leprosula, 1001 nucleotides long. The record is from the annotation of a GenBank genome assembly. Lineage: Eukaryota; Viridiplantae; Streptophyta; Magnoliopsida; Malvales; Dipterocarpaceae.
AAGGGAAUUUUCAUUUGCCAAAGAAAGUAUGCACUGGAUAUCUUGAAGAAGUUUGAAAUGGAGAGUUGUAAACCAGUUGCCACUCCACUGGUUCAAUACGAAAAGCUUUCCAAGGAUGAUCGAGAAACCAAGGUUGAUUCCUCCUACUACCAAAGUUUAAUUGGUAGCCUGCUUUAUUUAACUGCUACAAGACCUGAUUUGAUGUUUGCAGCAAGCUAUUUGUCAAGGUUUAUGUCAGCUCCUAGUAAACUUCAUUUAGUUGCAGCCAAGAGAGUUCUUAGGUACAUCAAAGGAACCUAUGAACUUGGCUUGUGGUUUGACAGUAAUCAACAAGGAAAGUUACAGGGGUAUGCUGAUAGUGAUUGGGCAGGUUCUAUGGAGGAUAUGAUAAGCACAACAGGUUAUGUGUUCUUCUUUGGUUCAGGGAGUUUCUCUUGGAAUUCAAAGAAGCAGGAUGUUGUAGCUCAGUCCACAGCUGAGGCUGAGUAUUUAGCAGCUGGGGCAGCAGCGAAUCAUGCUAUUUGGCUUAGAAUGGUGCUUGAAGAACUUGGUUUUGAUCAAAUUGGGCCUUGUGUACUCAAGGUAGAUAACAUGUCAGCAAUUGCUAUUGCUCAAAAUCCAGUGCAGCAUGGUAGGACCAAACACAUCAAGAUUAAAUAUCAUGUUAUCAGAAAUUAUGUUCGGGAUAAAGAGAUUUUUUUGCAACAUUGUGAUUCUGAAGUUCAAGUUGCAGAUAUCUUGACUAAAGCACUUCCAAGGCAGAAAUUUGAAGAGUUCAGAGAUAUGCUUGGAGUUACAAAUAUAAAAAGCAAGGAGGAGUGUUGAAGUUAGCAAAUAUCAGUUAUGUUUUUUAAUUUGUAACUGUGUUUUUAGUUUUCUGCAGUUAAAGUUUAUGGUUUCUGGUAGUUUUCUUUUGUAAAACUGAUAUGUACGAGUUGCUUAUAUUUUUAGCAACUCUUAUGUCUUGUAAUUAUCAUCUGAAAUGAAAAGAGAGCUCCAUA